Messenger RNA from Schistosoma mattheei, 705 nucleotides. Lineage: Eukaryota; Metazoa; Platyhelminthes; Trematoda; Strigeidida; Schistosomatidae. The record is from the annotation of a GenBank genome assembly.
AUGGCUUCAUUUGCGGUUCAUUAUUUCGUCAUUGGAUUGAUUUUAGCCAUUGUGGGCACAUUUUCUAUAAGCUACCUAAUUUCGACAUCAGAACAGCAUGCGUCUAUUAUCUUCCCAUAUAUAAGUGAUACUGGUGCUCUACCGCCUGAAAGCUGCGUAUUUGGUCAACUGCUCAAUAUAUGUUCGUUUCUUUCUUUCGUAUGUAUUUAUUGUUGGUAUCUACAUGAGCGCAAUGUAAUAUACGCCCUUGAAGGACCUAACUCUCAUAUUGUUUUUGCACGUAUUACUUGCAUCGUUGGCUGUCUAAGCGCACUGGGGAUGUCAAUUGUGGCUAAUUUCCAGGAAGCAUCUUUAAUAGUUGUUCAUUUAAUCGGUGCAGUGAUGACUUUCGGACUGGGCAUCGUAUUUUCAGCAUUAGUCACCUAUUCUACACGUAGACAUUUGGAAUACAAUUUCAGGAUAUAUGUAUUCCGUCUGUUUUUAACUAUUUGUGGUUUUCUCGCGAAUCUGGGAGUGUUCAUUUUUGGGCACUUAUCUGGGGGAAUCCACGGUCCAUUCCCUAGAAAAUGGGAUCCAUCUGAAGCGGGUUUCAAAUAUCAUGCAUUGAGUAGCUUUUGCGAAUGGUUAAUGUCCUUCACCUUCUUACUGUUUUUCGCUUCUAUGAUAUUUGAACUGAGAACUAUGAGUUGGAAUCGGUUAAAAUAA